Molecule: messenger RNA, 1048 nt
Organism: Ilex paraguariensis (yerba mate)
Lineage: Eukaryota; Viridiplantae; Streptophyta; Magnoliopsida; Aquifoliales; Aquifoliaceae
Source: the annotation of a GenBank genome assembly
AGGGGUGCAUCAAGCAGCAAGUUCUUCAACUAUUUGAUCAAACAGAUCAUACCUGUUUUUGAUGAGCUUCCUGAAGAUAGAAAACUCGACUUGCUCAAGAAUCUUGCAGAAUGUUCACAUUAUGUGGCACCGCAAGACUCCCGGCAGCUUCUUCCAUCUGUUGUUCAACUUCUGAAGAAGCACAUGAUUCGGAGAAAGCUUGAAGACAUUAAGUUCACUAAUGUUGAAUGUUUGUUGUAUACCUUCCACCAUUUAGCACAUAAGACUCCUAAUGCCACAAAUAGUCUGUGUGGCUACAAGAUUGUCACAGGCCAACCAUCUGAUAGGCUUGGUGAAGAUUUUUCAGAGUACUAUAAAGACUUCACUGAGAGAUUGGGUAUUGUAGAGGAUUUAGCUAGAGCUAUGAUCAAGAAGUUGACGCAAGGGAUGGCAGAGCACAACAGACUGAUGACUGCUGCUAAAACAGAUGAGGAAAAGAACAUUAUAAAGACACAGAAGCAGAACACUACGAGUGAGCUUCGGGCCUGCAACAACAUACUGGCAAUGACCCAGAAACGUGCUGCCGCUGCUAAUGGUUCAGGCACUUCCGCUGCCAAAAAGGGUCGAGAAGCAGGUGGUGUACAAAACCAACUUGUACACAAGGCAUUGGAUGGUUUACAUAGCAGUGGGAGGACCGGUGGAAGAGGCAGGGGUUGGCGGGGACGUGGAAGGGGACGGGGCUAUCGUUAGCACAGUCUUCUUCUCAUUAAGGUGUAUUAGUACGGGAAAGUGUACGAGUGUGAUUGUUUUAUUCAUGUUGACUUCUUGUAGGGCAUUGGUUGAGUUAAUUUGUAGGUUAACAUAAUUUGGAAUUAGAUUUGGCAAUUUUAGUUCACGUGACCAGAUCUAAUGGACAAAAUCUAGUCCGCGUUAGCCAUUUGAUGCAUCUAGUCUUAACGGAUUACGAGUAUGCAUGCAGUUCUUCGGAUUUUUUGUUUUGUAAUUGAGCAAAGAUAAAAGUAAAAUGUCAGAAAAUAUCUACUAGUUCGAUUGUGGAUGCUACAUAGCG